AUGCUGUCCGCCCGCACCCCCCUCGCCGCUCGCCACGACCAGCCCAUGAAGAGCCUCUCGCCCCUAAAGAACCUGGCACUGAGCGACAAGGAGAAUACGCCUCCCGCGCUCAGCAGCGCCCGCGUCCUGGCCAGCAAGGCGGCACGCAAGAUCUUCCAGGAGGGCGACGGGAAGCCGGUGUCGCGGGGCGCGCAGGAGCAGGACGAACCGCUGCUGCGGGACAACCCUCGCCGCUUUGUCAUCUUCCCCAUCGAGUACCAUGAUAUUUGGCAGAUGUACAAGAAGGCCGAGGCUUCCUUCUGGACGGCGGAGGAGGUGGAUCUUUCCAAAGACAUCCAGCACUGGGAGUCGCUGAAGCCCGAGGAGAAGUACUUCAUUUCCCAUGUCCUCGCCUUCUUUGCUGCUAGUGAUGGCAUAGUGAACGAAAACUUGGUGGAGCGCUUCAGUCAAGAAGUACAAGUCACAGAAGCUCGUUGUUUCUAUGGCUUCCAGAUUGCCAUGGAAAACAUACAUUCAGAAAUGUACAGCCUCCUUAUUGACACCUACAUUAAAGAUCCUAAAGAGAGGGAAUUCCUUUUUAAUGCUAUUGAAACGUUACCAUGUGUUAAGAAGAAAGCUGACUGGGCCAUGUGCUGGAUUGGGGACAAGAAAGCAACAUAUGGAGAACGUGUAGUAGCUUUUGCAGCCGUGGAAGGAAUCUUCUUUUCUGGUUCUUUUGCAUCAAUUUUUUGGCUGAAGAAAAGAGGAUUAAUGCCUGGACUCACUUUUUCUAAUGAACUCAUCAGUAGAGACGAGGGUUUGCACUGUGAUUUUGCCUGCCUCAUGUUUAAGCACUUGAUACACAAACCGUCAGAGGAGAGGGUGAAGGAAAUCAUAAUGAAUGCUGUUCUCAUAGAACAGGAAUUCUUGACGGAGGCCCUGCCUGUGAAGCUGAUCGGCAUGAACUGCACUUUAAUGAAACAGUACAUAGAGUUUGUAGCAGACCGGCUGAUGCUGGAACUGGGAUUUCCCAAGAUAUACAAAGCAGAGAAUCCUUUUGACUUCAUGGAAAACAUCUCUCUGGAAGGGAAGACCAACUUCUUUGAGAAGCGAGUAGGUGAAUAUCAGAGGAUGGGAGUUAUGUCAAAGCCCACAGACAACUCUUUCACCCUGGAUGCAGAAUUUUAAAUGAACUUGAGCCAUAGGAGAUAGUGUGAGGUGCUCCCCUGUUUUCAGGGAAACACUGAAUACAUGGAGUCACAGUGUCGCUUGAUUUCUUGUCUUAGAAAGUGUGGUGAUAUUGGUACUUUUCAGGAGGCUAAUGUAGCUCCAGCAGUAAAAUCCCCUUUCAUUAGACAUUGCCAAUGGUAUUAAUUCAUAGAAUGUUUAGAUUUAUCUAUUGCAACAUCUGCUAGUCCAUUUUAUGAGAUCCAGACACCUUCCUUCUAGAAGACCGGAGGUUAUGGACAGCGACCA
Molecule: messenger RNA, 1455 nt
Organism: Colius striatus (speckled mousebird)
Lineage: Eukaryota; Metazoa; Chordata; Aves; Coliiformes; Coliidae
Gene: RRM2
Product: ribonucleotide reductase regulatory subunit M2
Exons: 10
Coding region: 1-1167 (388 amino acids)
Biological process (GO): deoxyribonucleotide biosynthetic process
Cellular component (GO): cytosol
Molecular function (GO): ribonucleoside-diphosphate reductase activity, thioredoxin disulfide as acceptor
Source: RefSeq, a predicted model, not a curated record